GAGAGAGAGAGAGACUUUGAAGCUCAUACAAUACUUCGGUUAAUAAUGGAUAUGAAAGCUAGUAUUCAUAAUUUUUGUGAUGGUGGAGAACCUUUGAAGUUUAAACUUCUUAUUUUAGCAACAAAAAACAAAAGAGUAGAAAAAUGAGUAGUAGCCUUGUGCAAAUCCAAACUUGGUUCAAGAAUCCCGAUUCCACUGGUUUAUGUAAAAACACUUGUAAUUCACACCCAAGCGGAGAAACUAUCUUCACUCUCAAGAGGCAAUUUGAACUCAAACACCAAAUUCAAAUCGUAAAUGGAAGAAGAACUGCUCACGCGGCGCGAAAGGGGAUAAUCUGCAAUGGCUUCUUGUUGCCCGUGGAUCCAUGGGCGCCAAGCAUUGAUUCACAGAGCAUAGCAUCGCAGCUCUUCGCUUUCUCUCUCUUCCCCUAUCUGGGUUUCCUUUAUUUCAUCACCAAAUCCAAGUCUGCCCCAAAACUCACUCUCUUUGGCUUCUACUUUUUGCUUGCUUUCGUCGGCGCUACGAUACCGGCUGGAAUUUACGCAAAGGUGCACUAUGGAACAUCUUUGUCCAAUGUAGAUUGGCUACACGGUGGAGCUGAGUCGCUGCUUUCUCUGACCAACGUGUUCAUUGUUUUAGGCCUCAGAGAGGCUCUUAGGAAAGCUGGAGAUGGGAAUGGUAACACGUCGAAUUUUACCACUGAAGCCAAAGAGGAGGAUAAUUCAUCGGUUAGGUGAUCAAUGUGACCCUUUGGUGCUCACAACCCCAGUAAUGGCACUCUAGCGUGCUGCAAUCAUGUGAAGUUUUAUUUUUAUUCUGUAAUUAAUUCACGUGAUGUCCAUACUUGGGAUGCAUGAGAUCAUGCAAACCACUCUUUCAACUCUGCAAAUGAACUUCUUAGGCAGGGAUCCCAUUUUUCAUCUCUGUGUUAUUCUUCA
This is a messenger RNA of Salvia miltiorrhiza (redroot sage), 938 nucleotides long. RefSeq lists its product as uncharacterized. Bases 144 to 737 code for a protein of 197 amino acids. Lineage: Eukaryota; Viridiplantae; Streptophyta; Magnoliopsida; Lamiales; Lamiaceae. The transcript is spliced from 3 exons. The record is from RefSeq and is a predicted model, not a curated record.